AUGAGGGCAGCAGUACGGAAGGAGUGCAGAAGGUGUGUACCAUGUGCUACUCGAAUGGGACCAGGUGUGAAAACUAGUCCUCCAUUACAACCAAUUCCGGUUGGAGGACCGUUUCACCGUGUCGCUGUAGAUGUGCUUACCUUGCCACACACGACUCGUGGAAAUGGCUACGUUGUUGUUUUCGUCGACUAUCUGACUAAGUGGCCAGAAGCCUUACCAACGGCUGACCACACAGCAGAAACCAUUGCACAAUUGUUGUUGGGUCACAUUAUUUGCGGGCGCGGAGUGCCUGUAGAAUUAUUGUCUGAUCGCGGACCCGACUUCCUGUCCCAGCUUAUUCGAGAGGUUUGUCAGCUCGCAGGGAUAAAGAAAAUCAAUACAGCUAGCUACCAUCCACAACCGGACGGAGUUGUUGAACGCUUCAACAGGACGCUGACCAAUAUGGUGGCCAAAUACCCUAAUUCAUGGCCCUCAGUGGGACAAGUACUUGAACUGCUGCUUGUUUGCUUAUAG
This is a messenger RNA of Corticium candelabrum, 513 nucleotides long. RefSeq lists its product as uncharacterized. Gene Ontology annotation, biological process: DNA integration. Gene Ontology annotation, molecular function: nucleic acid binding. Lineage: Eukaryota; Metazoa; Porifera; Homoscleromorpha; Homosclerophorida; Plakinidae. The coding region runs from base 1 to 513 and encodes 170 amino acids. The record is from RefSeq and is a predicted model, not a curated record. The transcript has a single exon.